ACUAGCGAUGGAUAGUCUUAUGAAGACCUAUCUUAUGGCUAUAAUCUUCAUUGUUUACAUACAAACAGAUGGAGAUGUAGUGAUGGCUUCAAUGGUUUGCGCCUAUUCUAAGCCACAGGCGGACAGAUCUGUAAGAUCUGUGACAACAGAUAAGAGCACAGAAUCUAUUGAUUCCAAUGAAGAGCUCAAUAACCAAAACGAAACGGUGAUUGAGUGUCCGGCCGACCAGAACUCGUGUUACACGUUAUGGAGAUAUAAUCCAAUCGAUCCGACAAAUGCUAGUCUUUAUGUAAUUCUGGCCAAAGGAUGUUGGGAUACGUCCACAAACACCGAGUGUCAAACCGAACAGUGCUUUUCAUAUAAAAAGCCCGUCGAGGCUCUAAACCAUACAAAAUUUUGUUGUUGUUUCGGCCCUCUUUGCAACGCCAACCUAUCGGCCGAUAGUUAUUUCAAUACACAUCAACCCAUACAACCAUUUGCCAGAUAUUCUAAUGAAAAUGAGAAGAAUAUAUCAAACAAAGCAGUUAUGGUCGCCUGUAUGGCAGCUCUGAUUAGUAUUGUGUUACUUGUGUUGGGAUUUACU
This is a messenger RNA of Medioppia subpectinata, 583 nucleotides long. The record is from the annotation of a GenBank genome assembly. Lineage: Eukaryota; Metazoa; Arthropoda; Arachnida; Sarcoptiformes; Oppiidae.